Molecule: messenger RNA, 5511 nt
Organism: Anoplopoma fimbria (sablefish)
Lineage: Eukaryota; Metazoa; Chordata; Actinopteri; Perciformes; Anoplopomatidae
Product: cilia- and flagella-associated protein 44
Exons: 34
Molecular function (GO): protein binding
Source: RefSeq, a predicted model, not a curated record
CACAUUCAACAGCUGGUUCAACGUUAACAGCGGAAAUGUUGGAAGAAAACACAACUUCUGCGGGUGAAGUGGAGCAGCAGGAGGCUGAAGAGGGAUCAAAAGAUCAGCCCUCUGCAGACAUGUGCUACAAGUAUGAGGAACUUCACUCCAGACCGUCCAUCACACCUGACUCUGAAAUCCCAGAGAACCUCCUGCACCUCUCUCACUCCUUCAGCUAUGACAGUGGGCGCAGGGGGAACCUGCAGCUCCUGGAUGACAGAACUCUGAUCUUUAUAGCAGGCAACCUGCUCGUCCUGCUGGACGUUUCCACCAAGGAGCAGAGAUACCUCCGCUCCUGCAGUGGAGGAGGAAUCGGCUCCAUCACGGCACAUCCAAGCAAGGAGUACUUUGUUGUAGCAGAGAAGGGAAACAAGCCCAACAUCAUAGUAUAUGAAUAUCCCUCGCUACGACCGGUCUGCAUCCUCAGAGGCGGUACAGAGCGGGCGUACAGCUUUGUGGAUUUUAAUCCUGACGGGAGCCUGCUGGCCAGCGUGGGGAGCGCACCUGACUACAUGCUGACGCUGUGGGACUGGAGGCAGGAGAAGGUGAUGCUGAGCUGCAAGGCCAUUUCUCAGGAGGUCUACCGAGUCAGCUUCUCCCCAUACAACCCGGGUCUGCUCACAUCAUCAGGAUCUGGACACAUCAAGUUCUGGCAAACAGCCAGCACAUUCACAGGACUUAAGUUGCAAGGACUUAUGGGACAUUUUGGGAAAACUACAGCGACUGAUAUUGAGGGAUACGUGGAACUUCCUGAUGGAAAGGUGGUGUCUGGCUCAGACUGGGGCAACUUGUUGCUGUGGGAUGGGAACGGCAUCAAGGUGGAGAUUUGCCGUAAGGAGGGACGGAACUGCCACGCUGGGAUGGUCCAGCCGUUCGUCCUGGAAGACGGACAGCUGAUGACAUUUGGCUCUGAUGGAGUGGUCCGGGGUUGGGACUUUGAGAGCAUCGACUCUGCCGACAGUAACAGCGACGGCAGCAGGUUUGAGCUGGAGCCCAUGAAUGAGAUGGUGGUUGGGCACAACGUCUGCCUCUCCUCUGUGGUGAGGAGCUCCCUGCCGGACUCCUUCGUCUGUUUUGCUCAGGAUUCCAGCGGAGCCAUCUGGAAACUGGAUCUGUCAUUCACCUACACGACUCCUGAUCCAGAGUGCCUGUUUUCCUUCCACGCCGGGCCGAUCCAGGGCCUGGACGUGUCCACGAAAUCUCACCUGAUGGCAACUACCGCUCUAGACCGUUCAGUCAAAGUUUUUGACUUCCUCGCAAAAAGAGAGCUGACAAGCAGUCGCUUCAAUCAGGGUGGGACUGCUCUCUGCUGGGCUCCACCUUUGGUGAACCAGAGUGGGAGUUUACUGGUGACGGGCUUUGAGGACGGGGUGGUCCGGUUACUGGAGCUGUACGACCCUCAAAGGCUGCAUGUUGUCACCGGGCGCAGCCCCAAAGGAGAUGCCAAGCUGCGCCUCAAACAGGCCUUCAAACCCCAUAAUGCCCAUGUAACUGCUGUUGCAUAUGAGAGAAAUGGAGAGAUCUUAGCCACGGGGAGCUCCGACAGCACUGUGUUCUUCUUCACCGUGGGGGAAAAAUACAACCCCAUCGGCUUUGUCCGCGUUCCUGGGCCGGUGCAGGCGCUGGAGUGGUCACCUCAUUCCCACAGUGAAAACAGGCUGCUCGUCCUGUGUCAGAGCGGUCAUGUGGUAGAGGUGCGAAGUCCUGAUCCACAGGCCCAGAGGCCGACCGAAACCUUCCAGCUGCCUGAACUGCCCAGCAGAUCUUUCAGGUUCAGAAGUAUCAAAUCUCGAAUCAAGAGAGAGGAAGAAAUCGCAAGACGUCAAGCCGUAAAGGAGGAGAAAAAGAAAGAGAGAGAAGAGAGGUUGAAAGAAUCAAAGCAGCUGGACGCAGAGCCAGAGGAAGAAGAAGAGGAGGAAGAGUUGCCCGCUAUCUACAUCCCCGACCCUCCAAGUCCUCUCUACUGUGGCUUCUACUCACAGCCUGGCCAGUUCUGGCUCUCUAUGGGUGGCUUUGACUCAGGUUUCCUGUAUCACUGUAAGUUCUCUGAGAUGCAGGACCAGGAUCCAGACCAUCAGCAGGAUGAGCCCUUUCACUUCCUGCCUGUCCACAGCACAGAUGACGACCCCAUUCGCUCUGUCACCUUCAGCUCCAACAGGCGACUGAUGCUCUGCGGCAUGCACUCGGGCUUCAUCAGGGUUUACCCUCUGCAGCCUGGCGACCACAGCCUCACCUCCAUGCAGGCCUACUGGGCUCUCAGUGUCCACGACAACCAGUAUGGACAUCUGCGGCACAUCCGCUGUAGCCAUGACGACCACUUUGUGCUGACCGCUGGAGAUGACGGCAACAUCUUCUCCUUCAGCAUGCUUUCUCCAGAGGAGCUACAGAAAGGCCUGCAGAAAAAGAGAGCCAGGGUUCCUUCACCCAGGGUUGGUCUUGAGAAUGAGGCAUUAGCCCAGGACAUUGAGAACCCAGCUGCCUACAGCAUAGAGACGGCUAAGCAGAAGCUGGAGAAAGACCGUCUGCGUCGAGAGGCCGGCCUGAAGAUUGCUGCGAAGCACAAGAAGCUGGCCGAGCUCCAGAAGAAGUUUAAACAGCUGCUGAAUGACAACCAGCGUCUGCCGGAGCAUGUUCGCCUGAAACCUGCGGAGCUGCAGCUGGACCGGCGUUUCAGUGAGCAGGCAGAGAGGGUGAAGGCCCAGCGUGUGAGGGAGGUCAGGAGGCAGAUGGGCUGGGAGGAGGAGCGCUGCAGCAUAGCGCUGAGCAAACUGCAAGACUGGUUCAAGGACUCUCUGGAGGCCAGCAUGGUCACUGUGGUUGCCAUCAGCACCAACCAUAGAGUCUCCACUUACCGUCUGCCGGCACUCGCAGAGCCUUCAUCCCGACUCGGAGAUCAGAGGAGACCCAGCUGGCUAGACGGAGCUGCUGGACCAGAACACAGAAAAUCAAGAGCCGAACCUGCAAAAGAUAGCAGCAUAAUAGAAAAGGAGGAGGUGCUGCGCCGCCCAGCGGCUCGUCCAGCAGGAAUAAAGCUGACAAAUCGGCAGGUCGAGAGGCUCCGAAAGGCUGCAGAAAAAGCAGAACAAGCUCGAGCCAAGAUAGAGAAGAGGAAGCAGGAAUGGGUCCAACUUUACGCAGAGAAGCCAAAGGAGGACUGUGAGGAUCCGCAGGAUGUGCAGGCCAUCUGCGAAGCCAAAGAGAACAUCGGUGACUUAAAACUGAAGUCAGACAAAGACUUUACGGUGCCGAAACACCUGAGGAUGAAUGCUGAUAGGAAAAGAGAACAGCUGAAAGGCCUGGAGGAAAAUAUCCGUGAGAAGCAGACUGAGAUGAAUGGACGGAUCGUGGCGUUGCGGGACUCCAAAGUUCGUCUAGUGUCUCAGUUGCAUGCUCAGGCUCAGCAGGUCCAGAAGGUUCAGCAGCGAUUGGCAGCCCAUCUCCACCGUCCUCCACCUGCCCCGCCCGUUAUACUACCAGAGGAAACCCCAGAGAAAAGGCUGCAUUACAGCCACGCCACCCUAAAGCGAUACAGGGUUCUGAGAGAACAGAGGUUUCAGACUAUUGAGCAGGAAGGAGCCACACGUUUGCUGGAGCAGCUGGAGAAAGAGAUGGCAGGAGAGGAGGAGGAAGAGGAGGAGAGAGGAGAGAAAGGGACUCCCAGUCAGUCAGCUUCAUCUGUAACCAGAGAAGAAGAACAGACAGCAGAAGAGGAAGGCGCAGAGCUGAGCGAGCUGGAGGGGGAGCUCCAGAGGGAGGAGGAGGUCAGACUGCUGCACGAGCAGGACUCUCUGCUGGAGCAGAUGGAGAGUUCGGUGUGUCAGUUUGACGCGGAGCUCAUGCUGCUGCGUCACCAGAAGCUGUGUCUCGACUGGCAGCUGAAGACGGCCGACCUCCGUCAGCUGACGCUCUACCAGGAGCUGCUGUUCCUCAAGGAGUUUGAGAGGAGGGAGGAGAGCCUGCAGGAGAACCUCAACCGACGCAUCAAGGAGGAGGGCAGCAUCACGUCUGAGCUGGAGGAGUUUACGGAACAGCUGGCACUGAAACAGGGAGACAUAGCAAAGCUGCAGGAGAGAGAGAAGUCUCUAUAUGCUGCCUUCCAGGCCUCACUGGGCAAAGAAAACAAGUUUGAAGAGAUUCUGACCAAAGUUUUCAAGAAAAAGAUCAAACGUGUAAAAAAGAAGGAGCAGACAGAAAAUGAAGGUCAGAGGAAGUAACACAAGUAGGAAGAGGAGGACAGUGGUGAAGACGAUGACUGGGAUGAUGAUGAUGAUGAUGAUGAUGAUGAUUAUGACAAUGACGCAGAGGAGGGUGGAGCUGCUGUGGACGACAGUGUUUGCCCACCAGGCUGUGAGCCAGAGUUGUUGGAGAACACACUGCAGUUGCGAGAGCGUCGGCUGGACCUGGAGGAACUGCUGGCGGAGGAGAAGAAGAGUGCUGAAGCUCUGAAGAAGGAGUGCGACACCCUCAUCAAGAAGGAGAAGUCGGUGAAGACCAGUCGGAAGGCUGCAGAGGACGACUUGGAGUUGAUCAACAGGGAGAAGCAGCAGAAAAUGAACGAACUGGAUGUGGUGGUUCCUCUCAGACUGCACCAGAUUCAGUUCGUCUUAAACGGCUCAAUGCCGCCAGACCUGAGCCCAGCGUUGGUGCUGAACAUGACGGAGCUGAACAGGCUGCAGGAGCGCAUCCAUCAGUUGCAGGAGGAGAAGAGUGAGCAGAGAGAUCUGUACUGUGAGGCGCGCAAGCAUCACGUCAGGCUCCUCCAUGACCGCAAGGACAUGGACACCAACAUCCAGGUGCUGGAGAAGCAGUGCAACCAGCUGAUGAUGUUGAAGUUUGGGAGGCCGGUGGAUCUGGAGGCUCUCCAGACGUUGUCGGGGAACAGGAGCAUGGAGGAACUCAAGCAGGAGAAAUUCCUCCGAGAAGCUACAUACGCCAAGGAAAUCAAACAGUGGGAUAUGAAGGUAGAAGAGGCACAUCAGGCUCUGAUGGAGGUAACCAGGUGUAACACAGAGCUGCUCCUCUGCAUGACCAACCUCUUGGACCAGAAGAAGGAACUGGAGCAUCAACUCAACGCCAGGCAGAAGAAAAUGGGCAGACAGUUCCAGGAUUACAGGAGACGUUCGGAUCAGGAGGAGAUUCGGAGGCUCCAUGGGCUGGUGAAAACCCAGUCUCAGCAGGCCGAGGCCCUCAGGAGAGAGAUUGGCCUCCUGUCCCGUCAAGGAGGCCACGUCCUGCCCCCAGGCCAGGCCCCGCUGCCCCCGCUCGCCCCCUUCCCCACCCUCAGAGGCCGCACCAACACUGGCGUCCGGACACAUAAAGGAGGCCACGCCCUGCCGCCUGGCCAGGCCAUGCUGCCCCCGCUUAGCCCCUUGUCCACCACACCCACACAAGCAAACAAGGAUCAAGGCAUCUGUCCAAAGUACAAAAGUCACCCAGCAGACAGGGAGAUAAUUAACUGAGGACAGAAGACAC